AUGAUUUCUAAAAAUGAGGAGAGUUUUACAGACAAUGUACAAUCUGAAAAGAAAUACUAUGAAAGUGACGAGGAUAUUCAACCAUUAAAGGUGGGAGAUAUCAUUUAGAAUCGAUUUUUAAUAAGUCAAAAAAUUGGGGAGGGUUCAUUUGGCAGUGUCUUUAAAGUGCUUGAUAGAAAGAAUAAUAAUGCUGUAUGGGCAAUGAAAGUUGAAGCUGAUGAUGAUGAAAACAGUUUGCUAGAAAGAGAAAUAAAAGUUCUAAUUGAAUUAAGAAAGUAGUAAGGUUUCCCACAAAUUAAAUUUUAUGGAUAAGAAAGAGGAUAUACUUAUUGUAUUAUGACAAUGUUAGGAAAAAACUUAGAAUAAAUUUUUAGAAAAUUAGGAGGAGUGCUGAAUAUAGCCUCUGUAUUAAGACUAGCCAUUUAAAUGAUAGAUAGAAUUUCAGUUAUGCAUGAAAAUAGAUUUCUCCAUCGUGAUAUUAAACCUGAUAAUUUUGUUCUUGAUUUAGGACCCAAUGCAAAGACUUUAUAUCUAAUUGAUUUUGGGUUGUCGAAACAUUAUAUAAAUAGUAAAGGAGAACACAUAGCAUAUGUAAAGAAGGCAGGACUAAUAGGAACUGCUAGGUAUGCGUCUUUAAGUGCCCAUGAAGAAAUGGAAUAAGGAAGGAAAGAUGAUCUGGAAAGUAUAGGCUACGUGUUGAUUUAUCUUGCGACAGGAAAUCUCCCUUGGAUGAACCUGUAAAUAGAUUCAAAAAAUGCUAAAUAUGCCAGAAUAUAUUAGAUCAAAAAAGAAAUCAAGACUGAAGAUCUUUGUUAGAAUCUACCUAAAUGUUUCUAUUUCUUUAUGAAAGAUGUGAAAUCUCUAGAAUUCCAGGAAUCCCCCAAUUAUAAUAAGUUAAAGUCAUAUUUUGAGAGAGAGAUUGAAAACCUUAACUAAUUAAAUAUCAAUGGUUCCUCAUUUACAUAUGAUUGGGAAAGACUACCAGAAUACAGCAAACAAAAGAAGCAUAUGACAAUUCAUGUUAUGCAAAAUCAAGAAAAAAGGUAAUAAGUAGAAAUUGCAUUCAACCCACAUAAAUUAAACCAGUAAACAAAGGAUUCCUAAUAAAAGUCAACAUAAAAUUAAUAACUUACCUUUGAAUAGAUCAUGAAUGAAAAGAGAAAGGGAACCAAAAAGACUGUUUAUAGUCCUACAGGUAAAAGUAAGAAAUAACCACUCAUGAUUAACAUUGUAGAAAAUAAUGAAUCCAAUAAAUAAAAUUUAUUAUCUCCAAUUAGCCCUGAUGAUAGUCGAAUUUUCAGGGCGCAGAAUCAUUCUUCCACAUUACUUCAAAAUCCUCAACUCAACUCAUCAUACUAAUUAGAAUCAUUUAUUUUGCCUUCUGUAGCAACUUCAAGAAUAAAUAAUUAUUUUGAGAGCGAAGGAGUGGUUAGUGAAGGUGGAGGACUGCCUAUAUGGGAUUUGGGCGAUGGAUCAAAACCUGAAUUCUAGAAAGUGACACGAAUUUUGGAAGGAAUCAAGAAACCUAGUAUAAUUAUAUUGAGAAAAGAAAGGAAAGCACAUACUUAUACUGUUAAACUAAUGUAGGAAUUGUUUGUUCCACCAAUCAAAUUGAUUGGAGACUAAGAAUCAAAUGUUGAAGGUUUAGAAUGA
Paramecium tetraurelia is the source of this 1653-nucleotide messenger RNA. RefSeq lists its product as uncharacterized. NCBI's taxonomy places the organism in Eukaryota, Ciliophora, Oligohymenophorea, Peniculida, Parameciidae. Gene Ontology annotation, biological process: peptidyl-serine phosphorylation; endocytosis; signal transduction. The transcript is spliced from 9 exons. Gene Ontology annotation, molecular function: ATP binding; protein serine/threonine kinase activity. Gene Ontology annotation, cellular component: cytoplasm; nucleus. The record is from RefSeq and is a predicted model, not a curated record.